Armigeres subalbatus is the source of this 2418-nucleotide messenger RNA. It is a transcript of the gene Tbh, whose product is annotated as tyramine beta-hydroxylase. Lineage: Eukaryota; Metazoa; Arthropoda; Insecta; Diptera; Culicidae. The record is from RefSeq and is a predicted model, not a curated record. Bases 399 to 2300 code for a protein of 633 amino acids. Gene Ontology annotation, molecular function: dopamine beta-monooxygenase activity; copper ion binding. Gene Ontology annotation, cellular component: secretory granule membrane. Gene Ontology annotation, biological process: norepinephrine biosynthetic process; octopamine biosynthetic process; dopamine catabolic process. The transcript is spliced from 4 exons.
CCGUAGAACCGAGCGGAACAACCUACAGCAGUGCAUCUUCGUAUCUAUUCUUGUUCCGAGUCGGGCGAAUAAAGCGCGCGCAACAAAGUGUGCUCGACUUCCGUUGCCGCGUGCAGCAUGGCUUGCUUCGCCGAUGCUGAUGCAGCCUCCGUUGCAGUUGUUCGAUGAGUUCACGGCCGCGAGCACAGCAGCAAGCCGGCUGAGGAAUAAGGAACGAGCUUCGUUGACAGGUCGCGCUCUAAACCCAGGACUCAAGAACGUGUCAAGAACGUGACGUGAGAUAUGUUACAUAUAAAAUAGACGAAUACUGGAGAGCGAGUGCGGAAUAGACAGGGAAAAAAACCUGAAGCAAAAUUCAUAAUUCAUGAAUUAAUUAGAAGAAAGUUCUUAGAGUGAACAUGACUUUUAUCAAGUGGCAACAGCAGCGGCAGGCGGAGCGGAAGAUGUGGCAUCCCACGUGGAUAGUGCUAACAGGAGCGGUACUUCUCAUUGUCACCGGUGUCACCCACCAGAGUGUAUCAUGUUUCAACAUAUCCGCCACACAAAUUCACACCCUCCGCUUAGACCACAACCUCAAACUGACAUGGAUGAUGGAUUGGUACAAAAAGGAAGUUCUCUUCCACGUACAGAACACGUUUCUACACGGCCGUUACAAGUUUUUCGCCCUAGGAUUCUCCCCUCGGGGAGAACUCAAACGGACCGACCUGUGCGUCUUUUUAACGGGUGCUGGUGGUGCGUUUAGCCAAGCCCUCGACACAUACACCUCGCGAGAUUUCAACCGGAUCUACGUGGAUAGCGAGCAGAACUGCGAAGUCAUGCGGAUCGACGAGAAUUCCGUUGCCUUCCGGCGUAAGUUUGAUAGCUGCGAUCCGCAGGAUGUGAGCAUUCACGGCGGAACCAUGUACGUGGUUUGGCUGCGGGGCAAAACGGAACUGAACUUCGGCAAGAACUGGACCGUGAUGCCGACCGUUGGGAAGGCGGAUCAAGGUGUGCUGCCGGUGCAAAUUUUGCGUGCUGACGCGAUCACCAUUCCGGAGGCGAAGUCUGUGGUCAAGCGUGUGGAGAUUCUACUCGAUAAAGCAAAAAUUCCGGCUGAGGAAACGACUUAUUGGUGCAAGGUUCAACGGUUGGACGAUUGGUUGGCGAAGAAGAAGCAUCACAUAGUGCAGUUCGAGCCGGUCAUAAGCCAUGAACACGUGGUUCACCAUAUGGAGGUUUUUCAGUGCGUGGUGGAUCCUGGAGUAAAAAUACCACUGUACGAGGGUAAUUGUGCGCAAAUGCCGGCGGAAGCCAAGAUCUGCAAUAAAGUGAUGGCGCUGUGGGCAAUGGGCGCCGGGCCGUUUACUUAUCCUCACGAAACAGGUCUACCGAUUGGUGGCGAAGGAUUCAAUCCGUACAUUAGAUUGGAGGUGCACUUCAACAAUCCUGAUAUGAAAAAGGGAAUCGUAGACAGUUCAGGAAUGCGCAUCAAUGUUGUCUCCAAAUUGCGGAAGUACGACGCGGCGAUAAUGGAGUUGGGUUUGGAAUACACAGACAAGAUGGCCAUUCCGCCGGGGCAGGUGGCGUUCCCGUUGACCGGAUAUUGCAUAGCUGAGUGUACGAAGGUGGCCCUGCCGUCUGGUGGUAUUCACAUUUUUGGAUCCCAAUUGCAUACCCACCUGAGGGGGGUUCGAGUUCUGACGAGGCACUUCCGCAAAGGGGUUGAGCUGCCGGAGGUAAAUCGGGAUGAUUUCUAUUCGCAUCACUAUCAGGAGAUACGACAGCUGAGGUAUCGCCCGAAAGUUUUGCCGGGUGAUGCUCUGAUGACGACCUGCUACUACGAUACCAGGGGCUACGAGACGGCCACCCUCGGUGGGUUUUCGAUCAGUGAUGAAAUGUGCGUCAACUACAUUCACUACUUCCCAGCCACAGAGUUAGAACUGUGCAAAAGCGCAAUUUCGGAGAAAUCGCUUUACAACUACUUCAAAUAUAUGAAAGAAGUCGAGAAACAGUCAAUGACUCCAGGCGGAGCACGCUCCGAUAACUACCAUUCCAUCCACUGGACCAAAACCCGUUCGGACCAACUGUUCGAGUACUAUCUGGAGGAACCGCUCAGCAUGCAGUGCAACCGGUCCGAUGGGUUCCGCUUCGAGGGCUACGACUGGGAGGGAGCACCAAUCACCGAAUUCAACCCACCCCGCAGCACCCUCCGGGCCAACUGCGACAUUCCACCCGAACUGCACUGGUUCAAACCACUGGAAAUGGGCCACUGCGACGUUUUCGGCGAAUGCAUUUACGAGGACGAGAAAAUUAAAGAGUAGACUUCCGCGAGUUGUUCCCAAGAAAUAAAACAUUUAGGAAGUAGAUUCUAAGAGCGAGUUUCCUGCACAAAAUAGCUUUCACAACUAGUAAUAAUAAAUUUGUACAUACCACAACCAU